Messenger RNA from Trichobilharzia regenti, 426 nucleotides. The record is from the annotation of a GenBank genome assembly. Lineage: Eukaryota; Metazoa; Platyhelminthes; Trematoda; Strigeidida; Schistosomatidae.
AUGGAAUCUUUUAAAGAGCUAUUUAAAAGAUAUUUGCAUGACACGUCGGGUACAUUUGAUUGGCAAGAAAUUCAACCUGUGCCGCCGCAAAGUAUGAAAAUGUACGAUGCUCUUCCUAUGCCAAGUGACAGAGAAGUGAUUCGUCAACAAUUGAAUAAAUUAGUUGUGGUGAAAUUGAACGGUGGUCUUGGCACAACAAUGGGUUGUACUGGACCAAAAUCGCUCAUAUCCGUUCGAAAUGAUCUUACAUUUUUGGAUUUAACUGUACAACAAAUCGAAAGAUUAAAUAAUGAAUACGGUACAAGUAUCCCUUUAGUUUUAAUGAACUCUUUCAAUACUCAUGCUGAAACUGAAAAAGUAUUACGCAAAUAUCAACAAGUCAAUGUUCGAAUAUUAACAUUUUUACAAAGCUCUUAUCCCGGUUGA